AUGUCGUGGUGGAAGAAGCCUUUGGACCUCGGAGUCAACGCUGCGGCGAUGACGAGCGAUCACGAUGAUGAUGACCAGUUCAAUACAGAAGUGGCGCGAACUCUUGCUGAGGCAACGCUUGGCAUCCUGUUGGAGCUGGAGCGGCUCCGCUUGCCUGCCUCUGACUGGAUCAUCGUUGAGAGAGCAGUAGAGCGAGUUGGAGCUUCUGUCUGUCGUCGAAUGCUAUCUCGAACCAAAAGAUUCUUCGAACGCGAUUUCAGGGCGAACGGUGGAUCAACUUCUGCUCACAUAGAAACUCCAGGGCGUGUCUGGGCUGGCCUUCUGCUCCACAAAGUUGGUGUAUCCCGAGAAGACCUCAACUAUAUCUUCGGUGUCGCUACUCUCUCACAGCGUCGGCUGAUAUCGGAUGCUGCUGGAACAGCCGGCAGCACAAAGGGUUGUCUCGUGGUCCCGGAUGUUGUCGAGCCCCCAUCUAAAUCGCACCAGCAGAUAGCCAAGGCGCUCACGCUCGGUCUCUCAAUGCUCACCAUCACUGCUAAUGACCUAGAGGUCACGGGCCGAGUCGUGGAGCGGCUCGGAACCGACGUCGCUAGGGACAUGCUGGCGUUGACCCAACAGGUCGAGGAAGAGGGAGGAGAAAUGUCGCGAGAUGGGACUAGGAGGAAGACCCCCCUCAACGUCUUCCUCAGCCUCCUCAAGUUCAAGCGCGAUCGUUUCGGGGUAACGGAUGAGGAUCUUCGCUACAUCUUCGAGAACCCUAAGAGGCUCCGUCGCGAUACCAUUCGGGAAGACAUGCACUAUGCACCAUCACUAUUCACUCCAAUUCGGCCUUUCUCCCAGCUGGAGAAAUCGGGCCGCGACAGAGACACGAUUGAUUUCAUCAAGAGCUUCCUCGUCCCUGCCCUCCCAUGCUUGGAGUACAUCCCUAUUCAAGAUCCACGGCUGGAUACUGUUAUCGCAGGAACGGUGUUCUUGGGUCCUGCUAAAAUGAGCAUGGUCGAACGAGCAGUAUACACAUUCGGCUCCGAUUGGGUCCACGAGACUCUGCAGAAGAUCAACGACGACAUGAUGGCUGCAGAAGACUCGAAGUUUUCCUGCACCACUGCCUUCAAAAACUCCAUCAAGGAAUAUGGCACUAUGGCACAGUAUGACUUCGUCGUUGCUCAAGCGUGCGAGGCUCAUGUCUCCCGAGAUGAGGUUGAGGAGCCAGUUCAACAGAAACGAGUCACCCUGGCGCCCAGGCCAAACGCCGUCGCUCGCGGAUCAUAUGGUAAAGGCAAAGGUAGAGGCAAGGGCAAGAGUGGGAAGGGGAAGGGUAGAGGGAAAGGUGAUGUUGGCAAAGGCUGGCGUCGAGGUCACAGUAGUUGGAGGCAGCAUGAUCCCUAUGAAGAGGACCGCUAUGUUCCUGUACUUGGCAGGAAGCGAGAAAGCCCAGAGCGCGUCGAUGAGGAUGGAUUCGUUACGGUAAAGCAACGUCGUGGUGGCAAGAGGACCUCCGAAAAUGAGGCGGUGGAGCUUCGGCCUGCCUUGGCUGUGACUAAAUACACUGAUCAUCUUGCAACAGACCACCACGACCCAGCGCAGCCUUCCCCCACGACGCGGGACAGUCUUAUCACGGUUUUCAAACUGACAACGUCGAACACAAAGACAAAUGCCUGGUUCGUGGCUGUGAAGUCGGGUUCGGUAGAGCGCGUUAAGGAACUCCUUGAGAGUGGAGUAGCGACGCUCGAAAUCAUUGAUAAUGAAGGCUGGACGGCUGCGCACCAUUGCGCCAUGCUGGACUACUCGGAAAUGCUCGAGUUUCUCGUCACCAAGAAGGCCGAUGUGAAUGCGACUAACAAGAGCAAAAGGACGCCGUUACACAUUUCCGCAGACUGGGAUGCUAGAGACUGCAUGCAUAUCCUCACAUCGAAUGGCGCUGAUAUCUCACUUAAAGAUUCCGCUGGCCGGACGCCUAUCCAGUAUGCUUCCGAUGAUGCUCGAGGGGUACUGAAAGAGAUUGCACGAGCAACAGCAGAGGCACACUCUGCCUUCAAGAGGACUACAAUGAGAAAGCAGACUCAGGACUUAACAAAUUGCGCUCUCGGCGACAGGUUGCGCCCUCAAGAGGACGAUAGAACACAUCUGAAGCCUCCUGUGCUCCACCGUCCGCUGAGCGCUCGCGGAUCUGCUGAUCCCGCGCUGUUUCUGUCAACAUCGUCAACCUCCAGCGCUCCACCAGAACGGGAGAGGCCCAGUCGGGCUGCACGUGUCGAUCGGAGGCAACAUCUUGAGCAGGUCUUCCAGGCCUCUAGGAUGGGAGACGUUGAGACACUGAAAGCCUUGAUGAAAAAGCAGCAAAUAGACUUGAACGUUCAGGAUAAGGAGGGAUGGACUGUUAUGCAUCAUGCGAGCUUUAUGGGGCAGACACAUAUAGUUCGCUACUUGAUUGACAACGGCUUCGAGAUAGGACCGAAAAAUAAGUUCGGCCGUACUCCCCUUCAUCUGGCCGCCGAGUGGGAUAACGACGAGGUUGUGGAACUGUUGCUUUCCAGAAAGGCCGAUUUCAACGUGCCAGAUAAGGACGGCUGCUCUCCACUAGAAUACACUGCGACAGGCUGGGGACUUGUCUCGAAGUUUGAUGGAGAACCAGUCUUGGUCCAAGCGAAGUUCACUGCUAUCCGACGGAAAUGCGCUUUCCGUCGCAGCAGUGUCGGAAGCUGUGAGAAAUGUUUAGAUGAUCUCGUCGAAGAGGAACAGUUGGGCACUGGUUUGACAGCUGAUGUCUAUAGCGGUACCUGGCAUGGGACUGAUGUUGCGAUCAAGAGAGUCGAUUGGACCAUGGCAUCGGAUUAUGAAGCCACCAAGGCUUCUCUGUUGAGAGAACUGACUCUCAUGACGCGACUACGGCAUCCUGGGAUCGUCAUGGUCAUGGGAGCUUGCCUCUCUUCCCGUCCGCUCAGACUCGUUUGCGAACUCUGUCGCGGAGGUAGUUUGGACUCGCUGCUCUACAAGCAGCCCGAGGUCGGGCUGUGCUCGAAACAGAAAUGGAAGAUGUGCAUGGACGUUGCGCAAGCAAUGAACUACCUGCACACAUCGACGCCAAUGAUAGUGCAUAGAGAUCUCAAGAGUCCAAACCUUCUCCUCGCUCAUCCAGUACUCCUGAAAGUAUCGGACUUUGGACUCAGUAGAGCUACGGCUGAAGGUGGUGACUUCGCGGUGAAUGCCGAGGGGACAUACACUUGGAUGGCACCAGAGCUACUGGAGCGCCCUGACUUCUACACUGAAAAAGUGGAUGUGUAUAGCUAUGGCAUCUGUAUGUACGAGGUAAUGGCACGGAAGAUGCCAUUCUCAGAAAAAGGCUACGAGCCCCUAUCUAUAGCUCUCCAUGUUGCCAAAGGGCUUAGACCCGACAUCGCGUUGAUCCCAAGUGGCACACCUAGAGAAAUGAUCGUUGCCAUGGAAGAGGUAAAUGGUGCCCACUUUACCUAA
This is a messenger RNA of Perkinsus marinus ATCC 50983, 3471 nucleotides long. RefSeq names its product serine-threonine protein kinase, putative. Gene Ontology annotation, biological process: protein phosphorylation. Gene Ontology annotation, molecular function: ATP binding; protein binding; protein kinase activity. The transcript is spliced from 35 exons. The coding region runs from base 1 to 3471 and encodes 1156 amino acids. NCBI's taxonomy places the organism in Eukaryota, Perkinsozoa, Perkinsida, Perkinsidae. The record is from RefSeq and is a predicted model, not a curated record.